GUUUAUUCAAAAAAUGAUAUUGUGGAGAGACUUGGCAGCGCAAUCAUAUGAUUUUGGCAUUUUAUUCCAAAUAGAUUUACUUUUCUAUAUGAUUCGAACGCUUCAACUGUGUAGCAUGGUGCGCAUGCGCCGUCAGUGGGGGUUCUGCUAUCUCUGCUCCAUCCGGGAACUUCAGAAUUACCAUUGACAGCCGAAGCGCAACUUUUCCCCAGGCAAAGUGAAAUCAAGCCGCGGACUCGGACAAAAUAUAGUCCCUGCUUUUCAACUUAAAACUAUCGAAAGAAAACAUCCUUCGACCGUUCACCGGAGUCGUCGACGUUCGGUUGUCAUCUGGAAACAACCCAUCCGGCACCUGACACGUUUUCGCCUGGUUUGAAGCACUUUUCGAGACGGGCGGAAAGUGGGUGAUGAGUCCUAGCUUGUAAAAGAAGCGAGAACUUGCUUGCAGCCCGAGUAGUUCUUCUUUCAAUUGUUAUUGACGCUUUAAAACAAUCUUUAAUUCACCAAACUUCGUCUCGACCGCGACGAAAGUGGUAUAAAAGUGCUUUUCUGGCCGGAACAUGGAACUACAAGGCCUUCAAGAGGCGUUGAAAGUAGAAAUCCAAUGUCAUCAGAAUCAAACGUUGUGCAAAGGUCUCAAUGAACUUCAAAACGGACAGAAGCUGGCUGUCAGAACUUGUCCUGUAGGGACGACUAAGCCACUGUCGCUCAUCAAAUCUCCAAGCCAGGGCAUCGCCAUCUCCGUGGUGCCGGCCAAGACCCCAGUUACCAUGGUGACAGCACACAUCAACGGACAGAAGGUGUCGAGCACAGAGCCGCUGCAGACCUCACCCAUCAACCUAACUGGUGGCAGGGUGACACCCGUCGGCGUCCACCUACCGUUCAGCAGCAGGAGGGCAGAGCUGCCUCCCUCUCAGAUGCUGGGAACUCUCGCCGCUGUGCCCAUCAAGGUGCCUCAGGUCAGCUCGCUGCACCGACUGGCAGGUCAAGCUGCUACUGUGCUACCUCAGGUCAGGCCAAAGACCCAAAUCCCCGACAGCCUUCCCCACAGUCCCUGCCAGGAGCUGCAGCCGCUCAGCCUGCAGAGGGCAACCGCAGUGGUCAGUCCCAAGAGUCAGGGCGCCACCCUGCCCACUGCCAACAGCACCUUCAGCCCCGACCACCAGCCCAAUGGCCAGAGCGCCGCCGUGUCUGCCCCGUCCACUCCAACGCUAACUGCAUCUGGUGGUGUGGACUCCAGCAGUCCGGCGCAGCAUGCUUCAGCGGGACCUGGCGUAGCGUACGCCAUCAUCGCCACCUCGCCAGCCACCAGCAACGGGGUCUCCACGGCGAGCGAGGCUGUCAAGGUGAUCAUCAUCCAGCCUCAGACUCCCAACACAAAUGAAGGCUCCCCAGCAGACCCUCCCUCACAGGAGGCUCCAGUCACUACAGCGCCCCCUGCUGAGAAGAAAGAGGAAGAGGACCCAGAGAAAAUCGCCUUCAUGGUCGCACUCGGCCUGGUCACCACAGAACAUCUGGAAGAAAUCCAGUUGAAGAGGCAAGAGAGGAAGAGGAGGAGCACUGCCAACCCGGCCUACAGCGGCCUGUUCGAACCCGAGCGUAAACGUUUGGCAUCGCACUUCCUGAACAGCUCCUUCUUCUUGUCGGCACGAGACUCUGAGGACUUCUGCUGGAAGGACGACAUCGAGCAUGACGACCACUGUUCCGUAUGUAAAGACGACGGUGAGCUGCAGACUUGCCACAACUGCCCCCGAGCCUUCCACCCCAACUGCCUCAACCCUCCGCUCAAAACUCCACCCAGGGGCCCCUGGUACUGCCCCAAGUGUCAGAAAAAGGUUUUGAACAAGGAAAACAUGUCGUGGCCUCAGAACUUUGUUCAAUCCUACGUCACACACAAGACGGUGAGGCAGGAAGAGAAACGGCGGCUCCUUCGGAGAAACACCGAACUGAAGAAAGAAUGCUCACAUCUGGAAGAAGAAGACAAGAAGCUCAACCAGACACUUAAAGAUUGCAUGGACCUUCGGGAGAGGCUUCUGGGCCAGCAGAGAGACACUCAGGCGUCCCUGGACCGUCUCAAGUCGCUCAUCCGACUCAUCCAACGUGACCAGGUUAUCCAGGUCACCAUGACGACCACCGCCACCAUAGCCGCCUCCUUGCUCUCCCAGUCUUGGAUCAAACCCACCAGCACCGUGGCUGCGGGCCCCUCAGCCACACCCCUGCAGACGAGCCACAGCCAGGACGACAACUAGCGUCUCGUGCCGAACACCAUUCCUUUUGUUGUCAGAGUAAUAUCAAACCCUCUGUGAGCUGAUGUGGGACGAAGGAAAAAAAAAAAAAAAAAAAGCGACAAAAACUGAAGAGAGCCUAUAUCCUCCACUCGAUUCAAGUAUUUUUUAAACCCAACACCUACAGUGCUUACGAGAUUUCUUUUUUUUAAGUUAUUUUCUAUUUAUUCAUGUUCUUGGCCUUAAUGUAUUUAUGACUAAAGUUAGACGACAGCGCUGCCGCAGGAACACAAGAGUCUUUCUGGGCCCUCCAAAAAGAUAUUUCCCUUUUUUACACAGGUAUAACUAUUGUUCUGCGUCUAGUGAGAGAGAACGUUAGCUAGCGUAGCCACCAGGACGGCGGCGCGGCCGCGGCGGACUGUACAGCGACUAUAUCCGAGUAGAUGUUUGUUCUCGUUCUCCUACGAACAAUGUUUUUGCCAUAAGAAUUCAGGAAAUGUUUUUUCAUCCUUUAUGUAAACGCAUACGAGCCUUCAAACAAAAAAAAACAGAGAAUAACUUUUUUUCAGUAUUAAUAUAGUUAAAGUCAAAGAAAAAAGUAUUUAAGAUGAAAACUACAGAAAUUAGCGUUUCUAGUGGAGAUUUUAGUAUUUUCAUGCUGAUGCCUGUUGAUAAGUGUACGUUUGGAGUAUUUGAGGAGUCACUGUACAUAUGUUGUAUUAUCUUCAUCGUCAUCAUCAUCAUCAUCAGCGCAGGUCUUUUUCCGUUUUCCGUGAUGUUGGUUUUCAGACUUGACCGCGCCAGCACCCGAGUCGGCCCCCGCAGGCUUGCAGCUGCCAGAACACCAUAGGAUGCGGAAACUAAAAUACUUGAGCAGAAAGGUGGCAUUGACUAAUUCUCGAAAAACAAAAAAGGAGAUGAUUCUGUGUUUAAAAGACGAAAGUCUUAGGUCAACACUACUUUAUUAAUAAUUCAUUAAUAUAAUAAUGAUUCAUUUUUAUACUGGUCAUAUUGAUGAUCUUCAGUUUAUUGGAUAAUCGAGCCAUUCUGCCGCAACUUUAACACAGCAAAUUUGUCAUUGUCAAAUCUUCAGUCUGAAACCCAAGAAGACUUGAACACCCAAAUGUUUGGACGUCCUUUGAGCUUAACUACCAAUGUGGCAGCUGUAUGACAGGAGAGAGUCAAAAACAAAAGACGAGGUGCCUAGUUCUCAUGAUUUAGUCCGAUGAUCAUGUUUCAGGUAUUUUUGUUUCUGCGUCUUAGCAAAAAGCGCCGAUGAUAUUGUAGAAAACUAUGCUUUGGUUGGCAGCUGCGCUCGAGCGCGACAUGUCCGACAUGCACCCACUCAGUCCCUCCUCCCCCUCCAGUAUAGAAAAUAUGCCAAAAACUCUCAUUUUUGUACUGGGACUGCUCAUCGAUCAAUAAUGUCUCUAUAGCGCUCAUGUCUCUCCCUGCCUCUUUUAUAUGUUUUGGCUUUUUUUACUGGGUUUUUUGAACAUGUAAAGGAGCCUGUUCACCUGACAGAAGAACACUGCCUCAAGUACAACUGGACCCUGAAGCCAGGGUUUUUGUCUUUGUCCUCUCCUGACACCAGUCCCAGAUGAAGUGUCAAAACUGCAACUUCUUUUAAUAGACAGUUGGACCAGGAGGUGGCGCCGUCCUGGUUCUUUGUUCCCGCCAAAAUGUUACAACCAGGACCCCGCCACCUCAUCCUGCGUUUGUCUCGCUAGUCUUCCUGCUGGUCCAGAGAGGUUCCCUUUCAGAAGUAGACGUAGGUUUUUUUUUUUUUUUUUUUGUGGGGUAUUAUUUAUCAUCCUGUAAUCAAGUCCCUCUCACACACUCCAACACACACAGACACACAGACACACACCAGGUGCAGCUCUGCCACCUGUUGACGCACAAACUAGAACAAACAAGUCAGAGAAAAUGCCUUUACCAGAGUAGGAGAAGGGUUCUACUGGAAACACUCCCUGAAUAUUUCAGUUUGUUUGACUCGGUAUCAACUAUUCAUCUGCUCUCGCUAAAGAUCACCACAGCUUUUACUUGCCUUUCUGGGAUGAGGAGAAUUAACACGUUUGAAAAUUUAACACAAGUGGAAUCGCUAUAGCUCACAGCCUUAAAUUAGAAACCUUGGCAGACGGUGUUGCCGUGGUGACAAUAUAGAAGACAGUUGAGGAGUCUGGUGCACCUCAUAUAUAUAUAUAUAUAUAUAUAUAUACAUA
Molecule: messenger RNA, 4447 nt
Organism: Synchiropus splendidus (mandarinfish)
Lineage: Eukaryota; Metazoa; Chordata; Actinopteri; Syngnathiformes; Callionymidae
Gene: phf21b
Product: PHD finger protein 21B
Exons: 14
Coding region: 561-2249 (562 amino acids)
Source: RefSeq, a predicted model, not a curated record